This is a messenger RNA of Gavia stellata (red-throated loon), 3103 nucleotides long. It is a transcript of the gene USP33, whose product is annotated as ubiquitin specific peptidase 33. Gene Ontology annotation, biological process: protein deubiquitination. NCBI's taxonomy places the organism in Eukaryota, Metazoa, Chordata, Aves, Gaviiformes, Gaviidae. The transcript has 25 exons. Gene Ontology annotation, molecular function: cysteine-type deubiquitinase activity; zinc ion binding. The record is from RefSeq and is a predicted model, not a curated record. Bases 127 to 2862 code for a protein of 911 amino acids.
CCGCGCACGGUACAUCCUCCCGCCUGCUCCGAGACCUUGGAUGGACAGAGAAAACUCAAACAAGAGGAAAGCUUGCUGAGUAUUCAGUACUACAUCUACAGGAUCUCAGAAAAUACAGCUUCUGAAAUGUCAUCGCCCGGCAGCAAUUGCCCACACUUGGAAUCAGUUGGUGAGAUAACAAAAGAGGAAUUGAUACAGAAAUCUCAUGGCACUUGUCAGGACUGCAAAGUCAGAGGACCCAACCUUUGGGCGUGCUUAGAGAACAGAUGUACCUAUGUUGGCUGUGGUGAAUCCCAUGUUGAUCACAGUACUACCCAUUCCCAGGAGACAAAACACUGUCUAACUGUCAACCUUACUACACUCCGUGUUUGGUGUUAUGCCUGUAGUAAGGAAGUAUUCCUGGAUAGAAAAUUAGGAUCUCAUUCUCCACUACCAAAUGCAAGACUGUCUCACCAAGCACAAGAAAACAGUGUGCAGGAUUUUAAAAUACCUAGUAACCCCACACUGAAGAUUCCACUAGCAGCUGUAUUUGAUGACUUAGGUAUAGAAGUGGAAGAAGAUGAGUUAAAGACUAGAGGUCUAACAGGAUUAAAAAAUAUUGGAAACACUUGUUACAUGAAUGCAGCUUUACAAGCUCUUUCCAACUGCCCACCUUUGACACACUUUUUUCUUGACUGUGGAGGCCUGGCCCGAACAGAUAAGAAACCAGCAAUUUGUAAAAGUUACCUCAAGCUCAUGACGGAACUCUGGCACAAAAGCAGGCCUGGUUCUGUUGUUCCUACUGGUUUAUUUCAAGGAAUUAAAACUGUUAAUCCAACAUUUCGAGGCUACUCUCAACAGGAUGCACAAGAAUUUUUGCGUUGUCUAAUGGAUUUGCUUCAUGAAGAACUUAAAGAACCAGUUGUAGAACUGGAAGAUGCCCAGCCUAUGAGUGUUGAAGAUAGUAUGGAAGAAGACAAAAGCCAGUCAGAUGUAGGCUUUCAGCCCUGUGAAUCCUGUGGUACCUGUGAUAAAACAGAGAAUGACGCUAUUUUCAAACCUGUCUUGGAGGAUCCUGCAGAGACAACCAUGUUAAUUCAGGAUGAUGAUAACAACUCAAUCACGUCCAAAGAUUGGCAGAAAGAAAAAAUAACAAGCAACAAGCUUAAACGAACAAAUUCUAUGGAAGACUUGGAAAAAGACACAAACACUGCUUCAGAGACUACUGAAUUUUUAAAUAAUCAAGGAACUGUCAAAGUAGAGAUACACAGCAGAUUCUCAGAGUACAUCAAUGAUGUCCACAUGAAUGAUGUAUCUGCAGCCCAUACCCCAUCAUCAAAUGAAGGAAUGAACACACGCUUAUCAAAUAGUCCUCCAAAAUCAUUCUCAUCGUGCUCUUCACUGGCACCAGUCCACAAAAAAGUUUCAACUGUAUCAUCACCAAAAAGGAAGAAGCGCAAGAAGUACAGGAGUGUUAUCUCUGAUAUAUUUGAUGGGACUAUAAUAAGCUCAGUCCAGUGCUUGACUUGUGAUCGGCUGUCUGUAACCCUGGAGACCUUUCAGGAUCUGUCCUUGCCUAUUCCAGGCAAGGAAGAUCUUGCUAAACUCCAUUCUGCAAGUCAUCAGACAUCUCUAGUCAAGGCAGGGUCAUGUGGAGAAGCAUAUGCCCCCCAGGGAUGGAUAGCUUUUUUCAUGGAAUAUUUCAAAAGGUUUGUUGUCUCAUGUGUUCCUAGCUGGUUUUGGGGUCCAGUUGUAACCUUACAAGAUUGUCUUGCUGCCUUUUUCGCCAGAGAUGAGCUCAAGGGUGAUAACAUGUACAGCUGUGGAAGGUGUAAAAAGUUAAGAAAUGGAGUGAAAUUCUGCAAAGUGCAAAAAUUUCCUGAGAUACUGUGCAUUCAUCUCAAAAGAUUUAGACAUGAACUUAUGUUUUCCACAAAAAUUGGGACCCAUGUGUCCUUUCCCUUGGAAGGCCUUGAUCUGCAGCCUUUCCUUGCGAAGGACAGUCCAGCUCAAAUAGUGACUUAUGAUCUCCUAUCUGUCAUCUGCCAUCAUGGAACUGCCAGCAGUGGACAUUAUAUAGCUUACUGUCGCAACAAUUUAAAUAAUUUGUGGUAUGAAUUUGAUGACCAGAGUGUCACAGAAGUAUCAGAAUCCACAGUGCAAAAUGCAGAAGCCUAUGUUCUCUUCUACAGAAAGAGCAGUGAAGAAGCACAGAGAGAGAGACGGAGGAUAUCAAGUCUACUGAAUAUGAUGGAACCAAGUCUUCUGCAGUUCUAUGUUUCCAGACAGUGGUUAAAUAAAUUCAAGACUUUUGCAGAGCCAGGACCAAUUUCAAAUAAUGACUUUCUCUGUAUGCAUGGAGGUGUUCCUCCACACAAAGCUAACUUCAUAGAGGAUCUAGUUGUAAUGCUACCUCAAAAUAUAUGGGAUAAUCUGUAUAGCAGGUAUGGAGGAGGACCAGCUGUUAACCAUCUGUAUGUUUGUCACACCUGCCAAAUAGAGUCUGAAAGAAUUGAAAAAAGAAGGAAAAAUGAAUUGGAAAUGUUUAUUCGGCUUAAUAGAGCAUUCCAAGAAGAAGAAUCUCCCUCAACGUUUUACUGCAUCAGCAUGCAAUGGUUCAGAGAAUGGGAAGGAUUUGUAAAGGGUAAAGACAGUGAUCCUCCUGGUCCUAUUGAUAAUGCUAAGAUUGCAGUAACAAAAUGUGGAAAUGCUGUGCUAAAACAAGGUGCAGAUUCUGGACAAAUAUCUGAAGAAACAUGGAAUUUUCUUCAGUCAAUCUAUGGUGGAGGUCCAGAGAUUAUACUCAGACCACCUGUUCCUCCAGCAGAACCUGAUAUCUUGCAAGCAGAGGAGAAGAUUGAAUUAGAAACUCAUGGUCUGUAGCUAUUGAGAAAAAGAUGAACUUGUAAGGAAUCCAGCUUCCUUACAAAAUGCCCAAAAUACAUUCCUAAAAGUUUUAUUCUCUUAUGUCUGUUGGAGGCACAGCUCACUGGGCAUUACAUUAACUACAGAAUAGUAAGUUGAAAUAUGUAUUACAAUUUGUUUAAAUAGAGGCAGUUUCUCUGUUUUUGGAAGGCAUGUGGUUUGUACAUUUUAGAGUGUUUGGUCAAUGGAAAAAAAAAUG